Oncorhynchus masou masou (cherry salmon) is the source of this 568-nucleotide messenger RNA. RefSeq lists its product as uncharacterized. Gene Ontology annotation, biological process: muscle cell development; actin cytoskeleton organization. Gene Ontology annotation, cellular component: Z disc; cell junction; cortical actin cytoskeleton. Gene Ontology annotation, molecular function: actin filament binding. NCBI's taxonomy places the organism in Eukaryota, Metazoa, Chordata, Actinopteri, Salmoniformes, Salmonidae. Bases 299 to 568 code for a protein of 89 amino acids. The transcript has 2 exons. The record is from RefSeq and is a predicted model, not a curated record.
CUGUCGGCAGCAUCGCUCAAGGAUCUGCCUACUUAGAAAGCGCUGUUGCUCGGAGGUUGAAACAAAUUGAUAGAAAAAGAAAGGCGAGGGGUUUGUGUGAUUUAGUAAAGAGCGAGAGAGAGGGGAAGGGAAAAGAGAGUCCGCGAGGGAGAUACAGUGAAUCCGGGCGACCGUUAAUUUAAUUCACACCGUCUUGAUCGAGUGCGGGAGACGGUCGGUAACGUAUUGUUGCAACAUCCCCUCCGGUCCACCCCCGAGUGAGUCCCAGGGAAUACAGGAGCGUGAAGAAGUAUAAUUCAUGCCUACUUUCGACAUGGAUCCCUAUGAUGGAGAUGAAAACAAUUAUAUGCCUCAGGAAGAUGACUGGGACCGGGAUAUGCUGUUGGACCCGGCGUGGGAGAAGCAACAGAGGAAGACGUUCACGGCCUGGUGCAACUCCCACCUGAGGAAAGCAGGAACGCAGAUCGAGAACAUCGAGGAGGACUUCAGGGACGGCCUGAAACUCAUGCUGCUGUUGGAGGUCAUAUCAGGUGAGGAGGAGAGGCCUGGUGCCGACGCGUAUCUGUAA